Messenger RNA from Diceros bicornis minor, 1143 nucleotides. It is a transcript of the gene HMGA2, whose product is annotated as high mobility group AT-hook 2. The record is from RefSeq and is a predicted model, not a curated record. Gene Ontology annotation, biological process: regulation of DNA-templated transcription. Gene Ontology annotation, cellular component: chromatin; nucleus. The transcript has 5 exons. NCBI's taxonomy places the organism in Eukaryota, Metazoa, Chordata, Mammalia, Perissodactyla, Rhinocerotidae. Gene Ontology annotation, molecular function: transcription coregulator activity; DNA binding. Bases 700 to 1029 code for a protein of 109 amino acids.
CGCCCGCUCCCGCCACUCGAAGAGGCGCGGUGCCACCCACUGCUCCGUCCCUCGCCCGCGCUCAGUGCCCGACCCGAUCCCGGCCGGCUCUCCCCAUCCUGCCUCUGCUUCCCGACGGCCCAAGGCGCUAUUUGCUUUCUCUCUCUUUCUCUUUCUUGCUCUGCGAGCGCGGAGAGGGGGGGAAGAGGAGGAGGAAUUCUUUCCCCGCCUAACAUUUCAAGGGACACAAUUCACUCCAAGUCUCUUCCCUUUCCAAGCCUCUUCCGAAGUGCUCCCGGUGACCGCAACUCCUGAUCCCAAACCGAGGGGGAGCCUCUCCAGCGUCCGACCCUCUUUUUCUUCGCCUUCGCUUUCCUGCUCCUCUCGCUACCUCCACCUCCACUGCCACCUCCACCUCCGGCACCCACCCACCGCCGCCGCCGCCACCAGCAGCGCCUCCUUCUCUCCUCCUCCUCCUCCCUCUGCUCUCUUUUGGCAGCCGCUGGACGUCCGGUGUUGAUGGUGGCAGCGGCGGCAGCCUAAGCAGCAGCAGCCCUCGCAGCACGCCCGCUCUCGCUCCCCCUGCCUCGGUCUCCAGCCCUAUCACCCCGUCUCCCGAGAGGUACCGGGCGGAUUCGGGGCGGCCGAGGCCAAGCGGCUGCAGCGGCGGUAGCGGCGGCGGCGGCAGCGGUAGCGGCGGCGGCGGCGGCGGGAGGCAGGAUGAGCGCACGCGGUGAGGGCGCCGGGCAGCCGUCCACUUCAGCCCAGGGACAACCUGCCGCCCCGGCGCCUCAGAAGAGAGGACGCGGCCGACCCAGGAAGCAGCAGCAAGAGCCAACCGGUGAGCCCUCUCCUAAGAGACCCAGGGGAAGACCCAAAGGCAGCAAAAACAAGAGUCCCUCCAAAGCAGCUCAAAAGAAAGCAGAAGCCACUGGAGAGAAACGGCCAAGAGGCAGACCUAGAAAAUGGCCACAACAAGUCGUUCAGAAGAAGCCUGCUCAGGAGGAGACUGAAGAGACAUCCUCACAAGAGUCUGCAGAAGAGGAUUAGGGGCCGCCAACGUACGAUUUCUACCUCAGCAGCAGUUGGAUCUUUUGAAGGGAGAAGACACUGCAGUGACCACUUCCCCUCUAUCGGCAUGGUCUUUCCACUUUCAUCUGGGGG